This is a messenger RNA of Colias croceus (clouded yellow), 3821 nucleotides long. RefSeq lists its product as uncharacterized. The transcript has 29 exons. Bases 12 to 3821 code for a protein of 1269 amino acids. The record is from RefSeq and is a predicted model, not a curated record. Gene Ontology annotation, biological process: negative regulation of cell population proliferation. NCBI's taxonomy places the organism in Eukaryota, Metazoa, Arthropoda, Insecta, Lepidoptera, Pieridae.
UUAAAAAUAAAAUGGGUGACAAUUUGCCACUAUUACCAACUAAAGGAGAGACAAUAUACGCGGACGUGAGGCCGGUCCUGCGGGACGUGUUUCGUGGCGCGGCCGGUGCGACGCUCGUCAGCUGUUACCACGAGAUUGACGAAACUUUACAAGGGAAAGAAUGGAUAGAAAAUUUCAAAUCAGAAUGCAAGGAGAUCUAUCUAAAAGAGAAGGACUUGCAAAAGCAAUAUGCAGUACGUCUAACUCGGGAACCGUUGCCCAAUAUAUACAAGACUUACCCACCAGAUGUUGCUCGAAAAGAGAGUAAAGAACCGUAUAUAGAUAGGAAGGAUUUGAAACCUGGUAUUGAGCAAGAUGCUGGGCGAGACGCAAGAUUAUGGAUUCAAAAUAUUUUGAACAAAAGCUCUGGUGACGUCACAGCGCAGAAUUUUGAGUCCCGUAUUCGAAAACAAAAUGGCGUGGUACAGAUUGAUACGACAGCUUUUACUGAUGUAUCUUUGAGUAUUGGGGACACAAUACCACGACCGGUACUACCACCAGCUCGCAUGAGUCCACCGCCACCACUCCCAGAAUAUAUUAUUUGUGUACCACCACACAUAGAUUUCGUCAAUUUUACCGUUGGACAAGUUCAUACGCAAUCGCUACGUCUUAUAAACGUGUCCAAAUUCGAGUUACGUUUAUCCGUGACACCACCAACUCGACGCGAACUCAAGGUGGAACUCUGCUCCCGGUUGACCGUCACUUCUGGAGCAGCUGCAGAACUGCUUCUGCAUUACAAACCUGAUGAUGUACGGGCUCUGGUGGAUGAGCUGCAUCUCAGGGUGUCCGCUGGGAAAGCUCUGUGUGUGCCGAUCUCGUGUUAUAUGCAACCACCGGUUUUGGAGAUUCUUGUACCAAACCUGACAUCUUCAUCUCACCUGGACACAAUGAGCGCAGCAUCCGUAACCCAUGAUGUUUUGGACCUGGGUUCCAGACUUCUGGGCGAUGUCCACAGAGUGCCUUUACUGUUCUGCUGUAUGGAGAAACAUGCUACGUUCUUCCUAUUGGCUGAAGAGGCUUGGUUGAAUUGUAGGGUUGAUAUUGCAACCAGCAAAAACUCAGGAGUAUCGUCCGACUGUUUCCACAUAACUCCCACACGGAUUCACGGCGGUGGCCGUACGCAUGCUCUAUGCACUUGCAGAGCUCCCACAGUUGGGUUACAUGUGACGGCUCUACGUGUUCUGUGCUCUACGGCGAUAGUUCGCACUUUGAGUGUGUUGGCUGAUGCACUAGAGUAUCAAGAGGACCAUGUUAUACUGCAGGCGCACGACAAAGAUUACGACAUUUGCAGUGAAGACGAUCCAGCUUGCGAGUAUUAUGUGCGACUCGGUACUGCUUUUCCCAACCGCUCGUUAUCUGCUACCGUACAAAUUGUUAAUAAUAGUCCGAUAACAUACCCCUACUAUUGGAGUGUCAGACCGUGGGGCGUCUGUUCCUGUUGGAACGGGUCUGACACUUCUCUGCUCGCUGAAGACGAUCUGUGUGAUGAUGGGAAGGAAGGGAGACGGAAUCAGAUGGACGGUAAACCAAACAUGGACGCAAGAUCGGUCCGCGUGGAACCAGCACAGGGCCGCUUGUUGCCGCGGACCACGACACAGUUGCUCGUGCGAGUGCCCGAUGUGGGACCAGUGUUGGGCGUGGGACGGGCUGUGCUUAUGUUAAUCCUCAAAAUGAUACCAAAGGAAAGCUUCCCAGAGAACUAUGAUCCGAUGAUUGUUAAGACUGACGUCAUCGAGGAAGAAGCUAUACCGGGAGUUUGUCCAAGUUGGUCAAGAGAAGUGUGCGACAUAGUGUGCUGUCAGCUAGAAGUGUGGUGGGAAGUAGUGCCAGUUCGAUUUGUACUAGACCCACCUGUAUUGAGGCUUGCACAUUCUAGAAGGAUAAAAUCAACAGAAAUUUGUCUCCAAGCGACACAAUUAUACGGUGUUAAUGGUAUAAAAGCGAACUGGAAUGUACCCGUACCAAAGACAAUGAAUUUAAUACCAGGGGAGUCUAUACCGACAAACUUCCAACUGCAAAUGCCUUUAUUGCCCAAUCAUUAUCCGAAGACUGAUAUAAUUGAAUUGAUAGCCGACAACAAGGAAUGGAAAUCAGCAAGCGUUAUAGAGAGGAGCUACAACACUCGACACCCGGCGUUACGUCCAGCGGUUCAAUGGUUAGGCAUCUUCCCGCCAGGGGCCAGGGUUCAAACUGAACUCGUUCUGCACAAUGAUACGUAUGAGCAUAUCCACUGGUGGGCCCGCUGCGUGCGUUGGCUCAGCGGGCGGGCCCCCGCACGGGUGUGUGCGACCCGCCCGCCCUGCGUGCGGUGCGGGGAGCGGACCUGUGCGUGUGCGGUGUUGGGGCCUUCCAGGGGGGGGCUGCGGUGCGGGGAGAGGGGGGUGCUGACGUAUAGUGCGGUGGCGCCCGAUACGGACGGGCCGGUAGCGACACUAGUACAAGUGCACAGGACGCAAGCGGACGUGUGCACUGUGCACACUGCAGCGGGCAGCAGCGCUCGUGCCACACUGGUGCUGUACCGCGUGCUCGCUCCCCGCGUGGUGCUGGGGGUGCGCAGCUGUGGGGGGGAUAGGCCGCGCUGUAAAGUAUGCUCCUUAGACCUCAAUUCACAAGACUACAGCGCGGUAUUGCGUCCCAGUUUUGCCUUAACUGUCGGCUUUAAGAGCUGCUAUAUACUCAGAUGUACUAAUCUAACGCCAAUACCCACUAGUGUAAAGUGGCAGAAACCUAUCGAGGGCGAGGAUUCCCUCAGGAUUACCUUUUUGCCCAACGACUUUGAUGUUGACGCUUAUGCGUCUAUUGAAAUUCAGGUUGUUCUAGAGCCUCGGAAAGUAUGUGCUCGUCGAAUGUACUUAGCUAGUGCUAAGGUGACUCACGCUUACAAACCUAUAUAUUUGGCUGUUGAUGCUGCUAUUAUGGGUCUAGAAGUAUUUGUGGAUAUACCUUUGGGCGAUGCUGAGAAAAGUGAUUCUUUCCUCACUAUAAAGAUGAUACAGAAAGAAGAGUCGUCGCCAGAAAAUAAAACACGCAAAAUGACGACAAGCGAAAUAUUUGCGGAAGAAGAUCGUAAGCGUGCGGUACAAAAAGAAAAUAUUUGUCAUUGCCGCUACAAAAUGGUGUACAUACCUCCGGUGAAAGAAGUUAAACCAACGGAUAAUUUAGAGGAAGAAGAACAUUUUGUUGAUAUUGUAACCGAACCCCCAACAUUCACGCGGGUUUGUCCAUGCGCAUACAAAACGAAGCCCGUGCUACUAGAGCACACUGAACCUUACUGUUUGCAGUUUAGGAAUUUACCGCUACGGACUGUGCGUUCAAGGACAAUUCUCAUACGAAACGUUUCAUCGAUAUCAGCCAAAAUAUCCACAGCAGUGCGAAGAUGGCCGCGUGUGCAUAAACGAACUUUGAAUCCAGACAAAUGGGCAGAUGACGUCAAAGAGCCAGGCGUGGUCAUCGAGUGUGCGUCCAAAGACACUUUGCUUCCGUGUGGUCAAGUAGAGGUCACGGUCAGCGUUUAUGCGGACUGCUGGGGGCUGUACCAUGACCAGAUUCUGUUACAGAUCGAAAAUAUCGAACCACUAAUACUGGACGUAUGGAUCGAAGCGGUUGGACCACCUCUACAAUUUGCAUUACAUUCACCUGGACAUGAAAAGAUUAAUGAAGCGCCUAUACUUUGGAUGUCGUCGUCGGAUCGGAACCGUACCGUGCGCGUGUUGAACCCGUCUCGAGCACGUCUCGCCGUGCACGCUUAUGUAAUUACGGAGAAUCAGAAAUUUAAUCAAUGA